This is a messenger RNA of Gavialis gangeticus (Gharial), 3546 nucleotides long. It is a transcript of the gene HAS2, whose product is annotated as hyaluronan synthase 2. Gene Ontology annotation, biological process: hyaluronan biosynthetic process; extracellular matrix assembly. NCBI's taxonomy places the organism in Eukaryota, Metazoa, Chordata, Crocodylia, Gavialidae. The transcript has 4 exons. Gene Ontology annotation, molecular function: hyaluronan synthase activity. The record is from RefSeq and is a predicted model, not a curated record. The coding region runs from base 155 to 1813 and encodes 552 amino acids.
CCCCUUGGGGGGAAAAACACAAAACCCCCCAACAACAAAGUGCCAUUUGAUCUAUUACCUCAAUCUUGGAAACUAUUCAGCGGGAGCUACAGCCGGCCAGACCACACAGCGGGCUGAGGACCCUUGAUGACCAAAGGGGAGCAGGACAAACAAGAUGUAUUGUGAGAGGUUUAUAUGUAUCCUGAGAAUACUUGGAACCACACUCUUUGGGGUCUCCCUCCUGCUUGGAAUCACAGCUGCUUACAUUGUUGGCUACCAGUUUAUCCAAACAGACAAUUACUAUUUCUCUUUUGGACUUUAUGGUGCUAUUCUAGCAUCCCAUCUCAUCAUCCAAAGCCUGUUUGCCUUUUUAGAACACAGGAAAAUGAAAAGAUCACUAGAGACUCCAAUCAAGUUGAACAAAACAGUUGCCCUUUGUAUUGCUGCCUAUCAAGAGGAUCCUGACUAUUUAAGAAAAUGUUUACUUUCAGUAAAAAGGCUGACCUACCCUGGAAUUAAAGUUAUCAUGGUCAUUGACGGGAAUUCAGAAGAUGAUAUUUACAUGAUGGAUAUUUUUAGUGAAAUCAUGGGCAGGGAUAAUUCUGCCACCUACAUAUGGAGGAAUAACUUUCAUGAAAGAGGUCCAGGUGAGACUGAGGAAUCACAUAAAGAGAGCACGCAACAUGUAACUCAGCUGGUCCUCGCCAACAAAAGUGUUUGCAUCAUGCAGAAAUGGGGUGGAAAAAGAGAAGUCAUGUACACAGCAUUCAAAGCACUCGGGAGAAGCGUGGAUUACGUACAGGUUUGUGAUUCAGACACAAUGCUGGAUCCAGCAUCCUCGGUGGAAAUGGUGAAAGUUUUAGAGGAAGAUCCAAUGGUUGGAGGAGUUGGCGGUGACGUGCAGAUUUUGAACAAAUAUGAUUCCUGGAUCAGCUUCCUCAGCAGCGUGAGAUAUUGGAUGGCAUUUAAUAUAGAAAGAGCCUGCCAGUCCUAUUUUGGCUGUGUACAAUGCAUCAGUGGACCUUUGGGAAUGUACAGGAACUCCUUGCUCCACGAAUUUGUGGAAGAUUGGUACAAUCAAGAAUUUAUGGGCUCCCAGUGCAGCUUUGGAGAUGAUAGACAUCUAACUAACCGGGUGCUGAGUCUGGGCUAUGCAACAAAGUACACAGCUAGAUCCAAGUGCCUUACUGAAACACCUAUAGAAUAUCUAAGGUGGUUGAAUCAGCAGACCCGUUGGAGUAAAUCAUACUUCAGAGAGUGGCUGUAUAAUGCAAUGUGGUUCCACAAGCAUCAUUUGUGGAUGACUUACGAGGCUGUAAUCACUGGAUUCUUUCCUUUCUUCCUCAUUGCCACAGUCAUUCAGCUUUUCUACCGGGGGAAAAUCUGGAACAUUCUCCUUUUCUUGUUAAUAGUUCAGUUUGUGGGCCUAGUAAAGUCUUCUUUUGCCAGCUGCCUAAGGGGGAACAUUGUCAUGGUGUUCAUGUCACUCUACUCAGUGUUGUACAUGUCAAGUUUACUUCCAGCAAAGAUGUUUGCAAUAGCCACAAUAAAUAAAGCAGGGUGGGGCACAUCAGGAAGAAAAACCAUUGUAGUCAACUUCAUAGGACUCAUUCCGGUGUCUGUUUGGUUUACAAUCCUCCUAGGUGGCGUGAUUUUCACUAUAUACAAGGAAUCAAAAAAGCCAUUUUCUGAGUCAACACAGAGAGUCCUCAUCAUUGGCACAAUAGCCUAUGCAUGUUACUGGGUUUUUCUUUUGACUUUGUAUUUGGUUCUGAUCAACAAAUGCGGCAGGCGGAAGAAAGAACAACACUAUGACAUGGUGCUUGAUGUAUGAUGUUGCUGUGGAACGUCACUCAGAAAUUUUUUAAGUAACCCAAAUGACCGUAUAGUAUUUGUGGCAUCGAAUUAAUGUUGCCAAGGGAAAUGGAUCACUGCUGCUGGGACUGGAACAUUUAUGUUCCUAUGGUUCAUUUUCAUCCUGCCAAAGCAAAAAAAAAGUAAUUUUUUUUAAAGAAAAACAAAACCACAGAUUCAACCUGUUUGCAAGAAAAUGAGAUGACUUCUUUGUUUAUGCACUUUUUCUAUUGUGCAUAUGCCUGACAGUGUUAUGUUCUAUAUAUACCUCACUGGUCAUGCUUAUGUGGGACAGAAAGGAAAGGAGUUUGGUGACUUAAGCAAAGGAUCUUAUAACCCCUUGCAACCUAAUUUAUGAACUACUUUUUGUAAUAGUUUUAUUUUAUAGGAAGGGUCUUUUGUGUUAGGCUGCCAAAUGUAAUGCCAAAGGUAAAUUUUAAGAGGCUAUUGAAUGAGCUGUAUUUUUAUAUUAUUGUGUGUGUAUUUUUUAAGCCAACUUUUUUUUUUAAUUGCAUAUUUUAUAUUUUCUGUGUCUGCCAAAAUCAAUGCCUCCCCAGCAUUUUGUUUUCUAUCUUCUUUAUGUAGGUUUUGGAAGAAUUCGUACUUCUUUUCCUAAGAACUGCCCACAAUGUGAAAAUUUAUGUUGAUCUGAUAUUAUUCACAUGAGAAAGAAUAAAAUGUCUCUCUACCUUUUUUACAAUGAAUGGUUACUUCUGUGAAAAAUAUUUAAAAUGUGCUUUUUGAACUUUUGACUUAAUUUUAUUAGAAAAGACCAACAUCAUAGACAGUUUUCUAAUACAAACAUAUUUGUGUGCACAAAAAGGCCAAAGGGGUAGAUAAGUGCAAUUUUUUUUUGGAGAACAUUGUAACAGUACAGUCCUGGCAUUCAGUAUACAAUAAGCCUGGUCCUCAUGCCAUUGAAGUCAAUGGCAUGCAUUUUUGAUGGGGACAGGAUUUGGACCAAAAGCUUCUGAUCCUGGGAAUGCAGAGUAGUCAAAACUCCUAUUGACUUUAAUGAAUGUCGUCAAUGCCCUGCAACUCUUAGAAUCAGGAAGAUAGCAUACAUGUGGCAGAGAAGCAAAACAAAAUUUCAUUGACAUAAAGAAAGGGUCAACAUUUUCAAAAUCUGGGUGCCUAAAAUAGAGCUUCCAAGUGAUGUUCCUGUAAUCUGACCUCCUGUAUAACAAAUACCAUAAAAUGUCACCCCUUACCUCUAUACUGAAACCCAUAAUGCGGGUUUGACUAGAGUAUCUAUCUUCCAGAAAAGUAUCCAGUCUUGAAUUGUGUCAAGUAAUGGGAAUCUACCACUUCCUUGGUAUCUGCUGCCUAAACAUUCAAUUUUAGACCCUGGUUUUGCAAAGUGAUGUUCAGGACCAAAUUUUGCCGUCCUUAACCAGCCAAAGGAAUGUGGCAUUCAGCCUUAAUACACUUUUAUAAAAGAAAAUGAUAGCACAUCAGCUCCAUACAAAUAUAUGCCCUUUUGGAUUCUGGUAUAAAAAGCACUGUGGUAAAGCAGAAAUCAGCAUGUGAUAUUUUAACAACCUAGAAGCAUUUUCAGCUUCCUUAGAAUAUUUUUCUGCUGUAGAAUGAACUGCACACACCUACCUUACUUGUCUGAUUAUCUUGAGGUACAAGGUUGCUUGAAAGUCAUACUAAUACUAUGGUAAUGAUUGGAGAGUUGAUACUCAUUGGUUACAAAAUAGAACAGUAUUA